UUUUACAUUUUGGUCCCUAAAAUAAAUAAUUAUUAUUUCAUAAUUAUUUAAAUAAUUCCAGUGAAGAGAUUUCAGAUAAAGCAAAACCCUAACUUCUGCAAAUCGAAUCUAUUAACCAUGGGAAUCCUAUCUUGGUUCUUCAACAAAGGGAAUAAUAGCACCACCAAGAAGGAAGAAUCGGUCCGAACCACGAAACCCGACCCGAAAACCGAAUCCGUGGGGGCGCCAGGCAUGAACGGGGCAGUGGAGGUCCGAAGACCCGACCCGCCGGCAGUCGACGUGUCCGUUUUUGAGUUCGGUUCGGUGGCGGCGUCCGCCGAUAAGGUGACCCUCGCCGGAUACUGUCCAGUCUCCGAAGAACUGGAGCCCUGCCGAUGGGAGAUUCUCUCCGCGAGUGGCUCCGACGCUCCUCAGUUCCGCGUGGUCUUUUGAGGUUUAAAAUGAUGAAUUGAGGGAGAUAUAUAAUUAUAAAAAAAAAAAAAACUUUUUUUUUUGUUGUUAAAAAAUCUUCCUUUUAUCUGCAUUCUCUUGUAGUUGUAGGUUAUCUGAUUCUCGAUGUUUAUGAUGCCACAGUUUGUUGAUUAUUAUUUUUUUUUUGAAUCAAUUAAUUAUCUGUAUUUGCUUUCCUCCAUAGCAAAAUUUUCGAUUCCGAUGCAAUUCGAUGCGAAUUCGGU
Erythranthe guttata (spotted monkey flower) is the source of this 674-nucleotide messenger RNA. Its product is annotated as allyl alcohol dehydrogenase-like protein. The record is from RefSeq and is a predicted model, not a curated record. Lineage: Eukaryota; Viridiplantae; Streptophyta; Magnoliopsida; Lamiales; Phrymaceae.